Molecule: messenger RNA, 1003 nt
Organism: Saccoglossus kowalevskii
Lineage: Eukaryota; Metazoa; Hemichordata; Enteropneusta; Harrimaniidae
Source: RefSeq, a predicted model, not a curated record
GGUGAGUCCACCUCUGCAAAUUGUGUUCAGAUUUCGCAACUUUCUGAAGGUGGGAACGAUGGCAAAACUUCAAACAGUGUAUUCCUUACUUGUAGUGUUGGCGAUGUUUAUAUGUGCUAUACACUCGACUGAACCACCCGAGGAUACACAAACGACUAUAGCCGAAAAAGAAAUCGAAGCAAAACGUGAAUACGAAUUGUGUACUGACACCUGCUAUCUCUCUAAUGAUGGUAUAUGUAAUGAUGGUGGUGAAGAUUCUAUGUUCAAUUUUUGUGACUUUGGCACAGACUGUGCAGACUGUGGAGCCAGAAAUAUUGGAGACGGAUUGUGUACUGAUACCUGCUAUUACUCUGAUAAUAGUUACUGUGAUGAUGGUGGUGAAGAAUCUACCUUCGAUUUGUGUGCCUAUGGCACAGAUUGUGCAGACUGUGGAACGAGAUAUGGUACUAAUCAUGACGGAUUGUGUACUAACACCUGCAUGUACCCUAAUGAUGGUGAAUGUGAUGAUGGUGGUGAAGGAUCUCAGUACAGUGAUUGUGACUAUGGCACAGAUUGUGCAGACUGUGGAAUAAGACCUAAUACUAAUUCAGACGUAUUGUGUACUAACACCUGCAUAUACUCUAGUGAUUUCAUAUGUGACGACGGGGGUACUGAGUCGUGGUACGAUAUAUGUGAAUUAGGUACAGACUGCGAUGACUGUGGACCAAGACCACAAUAAUUGGAUCAGCAAAACGGUCAGCAAAGGAAUCGGAAAAAUGGAAUGUAGGAGAAAAAGCAUUUUAAAAAAGGAUAAAAAUCCGUUCAAUGUUGAUAAUAUAUUCGCAUGUUACAGUAGUUUAGAAUAAGGGAAUAAAGGUAUAACAGUUCAUCAUUAAAAAACAACAACAAAUAAAUAGCAUUGUUAUAAUUGUAUGUGUAAUAAUUGAUCUCAAACUACAACAGAUAACUUUCUGUGACUAAAGUAAAUAAGAAUGUUAUAGUCAAUAAAAUGAUGGCAAGUGAA